Molecule: messenger RNA, 6104 nt
Organism: Camellia sinensis
Lineage: Eukaryota; Viridiplantae; Streptophyta; Magnoliopsida; Ericales; Theaceae
Product: alpha/beta-Hydrolases superfamily protein
Biological process (GO): CAAX-box protein processing; lipid metabolic process
Cellular component (GO): membrane
Molecular function (GO): metalloendopeptidase activity; monoacylglycerol lipase activity; short-chain carboxylesterase activity
Source: RefSeq, a predicted model, not a curated record
UCCCGAUCACCAUCCAUUCCCGCCUCUGCAAUUCUUCUGGAGGCUUCACGGUUCGUCUAAUCUCUCUCUCUCUCUCUCUGCUUCGAGCUCUCUUUAUUUUGAACUUGACGUUAACAUUCAAAGAGCAUUCAAUGACCAGACUCAUCUCUUGUUGCUGUUGAUCACCAGAAUGAGUCUCCAAUUACAAUCUCCAUUAACGCAGCCUCAUCGAACCCUCGCAAUUCUCCACAUAAGACCAUUUCAACUUCGCGAGUAUCGAGUAUGGAGAAGACCUCGAAGAUUCAAACCCAAUCCAAUCUUCCUAGUUCGCACUCAGUUAGGUCCUUCUCCUUCUCCAUCUCCUUUCGACAAUUUGUUCCAAAACUUAGUUUCUCACUUUCCUUCAAUCAAUUCUCUAGAUUUAAUCGCUCCAGCCCUAGGUUUCGCCUCCGGAGUCUCUCUCUACCUCUCUCGCUUCAAUUCCAAUCCAAUUCCUCGACUCUCUGACAUCGGCGAGUGGAUUUUGUUCACCAGUCCCACGCCGUUUAACCGUUUCGUGAUUCUUCGUUGUCCUUCGAUAUCGUUCGAAUUGGAGGACGUGAAUGAGAAGCUAGUGAAGGAGGAUAGGCAUUUCGUGAGGUUGAACAGUGGGAGGAUUCGAGUUUGGGACAGUGAUGAGGAGGAGGAGGAGGCGGAAGAGAAGCUUGUGUAUCAGAGAGUGUGUGUGAGUAGUGAUGAUGGAGGAGUCAUUUCUUUGGAUUGGCCGGCGAAUUUGGACUUGGCGGAGGAGCGUGGAUUGGAUACCACGCUUUUGCUUGUUCCCGGAACUGCUGAUGGGAGUAUGGAUAAGAAUAUUCGGUGGUUUGUGUGCGAAUCGUUGAAGCGCGGUUGUUUUCCUGUUGUCAUGAAUCCUAGGGGGUGUGCUGGUUCACCACUCACCACUGCACGGUUAUUUACAGCUGCUGACAGCGAUGAUAUCUGCACAGCUAUACAAUUCAUCAAUAAGGCAAGGCCAUGGACAACAUUGAUGGGUGUUGGCUGGGGUUAUGGUGCAAACAUGCUAACCAAGUACCUGGCUGAAGUUGGAGAAAGAACACCUCUUACGGCUGCUACAUGCAUUGACAAUCCUUUUGACUUAGAGGAGGCCACUAGGUCCUCUCAUCACAUUGUUCUUGAUCAGAAGCUAACAGGUGGCCUCAUAGAUAUUCUACAAUCUAACAAGGGACUAUUUCAGGGUAGAGCAAAAGGAUUUGAUGUAGAAAAGGCUCUACUAGCAACAUCUGUCCGAGAUUUUGAAAAAGCGAUAUCUAUGGUAUCGUAUGGAUUUGAUGCCAUAGAAGAUUUUUAUGCAAAAUCCAGCACUAGAGGUGUGGUUGGAAAUGUGAAGAUUCCUGUUCUAUUUAUACAGAAUGAUGAUGGAACAGUGCCAUUGUUCUCUAUUCCACGCAGUUUGAUAGCGGAAAAUCCAUUUACAAGCCUGCUUUUAUGUUCUUGUUCACCAUCUAGGGUUAUUGCAAGUGAGAGAUCUGCUAUAUCUUGGUACCAGCAUCUCACCAUUGAGUGGCUUGCAGCUGUGGAACUUGGACUUUUAAAAGGCCGCCAUCCUCUUUUGAAAGAUGUCAAUGUUACCCUCAAUCCUUCAAAAGGUUUAGCAUGGGUGGAAGGCACAGCAUCUGAUAAAAGUGGUAGAGUAAACAAACUCCUAAAUCUUUCUCAGUCAAAUGUUUUAAAUGGGUAUUCUUCAUAUCCUUCAGAGGAGAGGCUUGGAGAAAGUGAUAUCUCAGCUAGCAUCAGUUCAAGAUUCAGACAUGAUUCACAGAGAAAUCCUGAAAUUGAAGAUAGAGGAUUGCAACAAAAGAGCAAUGGUACAUUAGAGCAGGCUAGCUCUGUUGAUGCAGUAUUAGUCAAAGAGGAAGGCAAUCCUACAGAUGAUGAAAGAGGCCAAGUGCUCCAAACUGCACAAGUGGCUAUGAAUAUGCUUGAUGUGACCAUGCCUGGUACUCUGACUGAAGAACAGAAGCAGAAGGUCCUGAUGGCUGUGGGCCAAGGAGAGACAGUUGUGAAAGCUUUGCAAGAUGCUGUGCCUGAGGAUGUUCGUGGCAAGCUUACAGCUGCUGUUUCUGAAAUUUUGCAUAAUCAGGGAACAAAUUUUAAGCUUGAUGGAUUUCUGAAUAUCAAUCGGAUACCUAAUGUGGCUUCCGGAUUAAAGUCAAAGAUCCAGGAAAAUGUUGAACUCUCAAGUGGUGGAGGGUAUGAAGAUCCUCAUUCUUCAGAUCUAAGCAAUAGGGUUGAUGACCUGACAGAUAGUUCUAAUGAUAAUCAAGUUUCUGUGGACAGGCCUGCUGGGGGCCUGGAAUCAGAGCUUCAGACUUCAGAGACACUGCAAAAAACCACUGACAGUGGUCACUUUCAAUCAAAUACCCAAGGAGGUGACAUCUCCAGUUCAGGAAACAAGGACACUGUUGAAUGGGAAAAAGAUCAGGAAAAUGUGGAUAUGUCUAGAGAAAGAGCUGCUCAAUAUCCUGACUCUAAUGAAAAUGGGUCAGAGACUGUUGCUAAGCCUAAUUUUCCCAGCCAGUCUGAAAGGCCUGGUGGCAGUGAGGAUGCAACUGUUGACCUACACAUCGUGAACCAGAAUGGUGGACUAGCUAAGUUUGAAAGGAAAGAGGAGAACAAUAUCCAGGAAAAUGUAGAAAAAGUAACAAAUUCUUCUACUGAUCAAAAUAACAUGUCAUCCAACAUGACAGAGGAAGGAUUGUCACAUCCAGUACCAUCUUCUGAGGCCCAACCAAUGGAAAGCGAAGGAGAUGCCCAACCAAUGGAAAGCAAAGGAGAUGCCCAACCAAUGGAAAGUGAAGGAAAUGAUGAUCAGAAAAGGGAGGAAAACAGUACACAUUCCGUUUUGAAUCAAAACAGCUCUGAUUCCCCAACCUUCAGUGUUUCUCAGGCAUUUAGUACCUUGACAGGGAUAGAUGAUUCCACACAAGUGGCUGUUAACAGCGUAUUUGGUGCAAUAGAAGAUAUGAUUACUCAGAUGGAGGAGGAAAAAGACAAUGAAACUAAAGUUGAUAAGGACAAUGAAACUAAAGUUGAUGAUAAGAAAGACAAUGAAACUAAAGUUGAUAAGAAAGAGGUUGAGGACAGGAGAAUUGGCUCUAUACCUGAGAACCAUCAAGUCAUUAAUGACUAUAACUCAACAAGGAAAGAAGAAAAUAAAAAUGACCAGAGCUCAGAGUCUGACAUGGUAGAUGACCUUCCUUCAUAUGAUAGAACAGUUUCACAUAAUGAUGCGAGAACCAGAUGGCCAGACAAGGAGAGACUUAUAGGAAGCCCUGAUCCAUUUAACGGGGAAAGUAAAGAGGAAAAUGGAACAAAGGAACUUUUGGUAAGCAGCAACCUUUUGGCCAAGAAUUCAAAUAUAAGGCAUUUAUAUAAUGUUCCACUGUUUAUAACUACAAACCCAUAUGGUGACUCUCUUUACAAGGAAUUCCUCCGUAAAUAUCUUCUUUCGAAGAUGCCAAAUACCAAAUCACUAGACUUAGAUACAACUACUGCUUUAUUUCUCGACUAUUUUCCAGAAGAAGAUCAGUGGAAGCUCUUGGAACUAUCUGGAAAUAAUGAAGAUUCUGCCAGUGAUGUUGCUACUCAUGAAGGUGCCAACAAAGAUAUUCAGGCUCAUUCACCUUCAAAAUCAGAUACAGACGAAUUUAUUGAACCACCAUAUGUUAUAAUGGAUGCUGAAAAACAAGAGGAGCCCGUUCAAGAUCAAGAAUAUGAGAAAGUGGGCAACUCGAAUCAAAAACUUGUAAUUGGUAAUGAAACAUCAGACUCAGAGGUGAUGAGCUUUGUUAAGAAUAUUGUACUGGAUUCAUUGAAGGUCGAAGUGGGUCGAAGGCUAAGUACAGAUAACACGAAAGAGAUAGAGCCCAAUCUUGCCAGAGAUAUGGAAGAAAUUUCAAAGGUGGUGUCUCUGGCUGCAGGACAUGGGAAGGAUCAUACAUGGUUUUUGGAUGGUAAAGACAAUCAUUUGGAAAAAAUAGGUACGCUUCAUGGAGAGCAUAUAAUAAAGGCUAUUUAUUUAGCUGUUCAGGAAACCAAUUAUUUGAGAAGAGUACUCCCAGUUGGUGUUGUUGUAGGCUCUUGCUUAGCUGCUUUGAGAAAAAAUUUCAAUGUAGAAACAGUAAAUGGUAAUAGCCAAAGUGAAGCCAUGGCCCUUGAUCAAAUUAAUCAUUCUGUGGAAAGAAAUGGUGCUCGACUAUUUGAGACAGAGGCUGAUCGACUGCUUCGUAAUAAAAUCAAUCUGAACUACAAUUUGUCCAGAAGCAGAGAUGGGAAAAAGGAUGAAUUAAAAAAACUAAACAAUGGUUCUGUCAUGAUUGGUGUUGUUACAGCUGCCCUGGGAGCAUCAGCUUUGUUGGUGCAUCAACAGGAUUCAGCCAAAGUUAAUGAAACUUCUAAAAGCUUGUCCAAGUCCUUGGAGGAGAAAGGAAAUCAUCAGAAGAAGCCUGACAAGCUCGAGGAGGAAAUAUCUGAGAAAAACCAGAAUGGCAUAGUCACAAGCCUUGCAGAGAAAGCCAUGUCUGUUGCUGGUCCUGUGGUACCUAUGAAAGAAGAUGGCGAAGUGGAUCAUGACAGGCUGGUGGCGAUGCUGACAGAAUUGGCACAAAAGGGUGGCAUGUUGAGGAUGGUUGGUAAAUUUGCUUUGCUUUGGGGGGGUAUGCGUGGUGCUAUGAGUUUGACUGAUAGGCUUAUCUCGUUUCUGCGUAUUGCUGAACGACCCUUGUUUCAAAGGAUACUUGGGUUUGUCUUCAUGGUGCUUGUUUUAUGGUCUCCAAUUGUUGUUCCACUUCUUCCUACACUUGUGCGAAGCUGGGUGAUGCAUGACUCCUCCAAAAUGGCAGAGCUUGUUUGCAUUGUUGGCCUCUAUGCCUCGAUUAUGAUACUUCUUAUGUUAUGGGGCAAAAGAAUUCGAGGGUAUGAAAAUCCAAUUGAGCAAUAUGGGCUGGAUUUUACUUCUUUAUCAAAGAUCCGAAAUUUUUUUAUGGGAUUGAUUGGAGGGGUUAUGCUUGUUUUAUCAAUACAUUCUUUGAAUGUACUGCUUGGUUGUGUCCGUCUGUCAUGGCCUUCCACUUUUAUUUCAUUUUCUUUAGAUGAUAUGACAUGGCUCAAAGGAUUUGGCAAGAUGCUUUUACUUCUUGUUCGAGGAAUCGUAACAGCAACAGGUGUAUCACUGGUAGAAGAACUGCUAUUCAGGUCAUGGUUGCCUGAUGAAAUUGCCACAGAUCUUGGAUAUUAUCGCGGAAUUAUUAUUUCAGGACUUGCCUUUUCUUUGUCUCAGAGGUCUCCGUGGGCAGUUCCGGGCCUGUGGCUUCUGUCAUUGGGUCUUGCAGGGGCUCGGCAAAGAAACCAUGGUAGCCUCUCCAUACCAAUUGGAUUGCGCUCAGGGAUAAUGGCUUCAAGUUUCAUCUUACAAAUGGGUGGUUUCUUGACAUAUCAGCCCAAUUUUCCCCAGUGGGCUACUGGUACUCACCCAUUCCAACCCUUUAGCGGGGUUGCUGGUCUUGCUUUUGCUUUGAUAUUUGCAAUAGUUCUUUAUCCAAGGCAGCCACUCCACCAGCAGAAAAAGACGAGGGAAAUUCAGGAAUGAGAUGAGUAAAAGAAUGUAGUAAAUUAAAGGUGGAUUAUGAAGAAACGUUUGCUGCAUAUUUGGUGGCUCCUCUGUGAUUACAUAGUGUAGAAGAGUUGGAUUUUUCAGAAAUGGAAAGAAAGGGACAUGAACACACAGACCAAAAGGACCUUGAAAUUUUAAUGAACCAUACAUCCAUGCUUUCUUUCAAGUGCCGGCUUUCUCAAUGCCCUGGGUAUUUAGCACAGUGAAUAAUUAGCUAAACCCCCCUAGUGUAACAAAAGGAAAUUUUUGCAACUAGGGGAUUGAAUGUAUAUAAAUUUUCCAGAUGAACAUUUCGAGUUUUUCCUACGUCAGUGUACAGAGUGAUUCUAUUUCUUUUUACUAGGCAGAGAAGUGGUUGGUUUAGUUCCCUGAAACAAAGUGGGGCUAGUAUCCGAGGGAAAACAAAUAAUAUAUUCACAAGAACCAUUCAGGUUUAUUGUAUAAUUUUUGCUCU